AUGGGUUCCGAUCCUCAAUACGCAAAGUAUCCUCUCCUUCCAAUCGCCCAACACAUCUUCACCAUUACAAACCCAUCUGCUGCCAAAGCAACCCAACAAACAUCUUUGAAAAGCCUCCAAGAUGCAAUUGCCGAACAUAAGAUGGCACCUCUUUACAGAUACUUGGCACACCCACAGGAAGGUAUUCUGAAUGAUGCCGGAGUUACUUCUUCAAAUACAACGAGCAGUGUUGGUAGAAAGCCAAGUGCGGCUGGAUUGGUGGCGAGCAAAAACUCAAUACCAAAGGUCGAUUUACCGUGGGAUGAAGCUUUGUAUCAAAAAUUAACAAAGGAAAAUGAAGAGGAGCUGGAGGGGUUCAAGAAGGAGGAGGAAGAAGCAGCCGAAAAAGCUGGAGAUACUGAAGUACAGGCUGCAAGAGGAAAGCGGGCAGAAUUUUGGGCUAGAGUUGGAGACAAGGACCGUGCUAUUGCUGCGUACGAAGAAGUAUUCGAAAAGACUGGUGUUUUGGGAACUAAGAUUGAUCUCGUCCUCGCAAUCAUCCGCAUGGGAUUAUUCUACGGCGACAAGUUAUUAGUCAAGAAGCACGUUGACCGCGCAAAGGCUUUAGUAGAAAGUGGUGGAGACUGGGAUCGUCGAAACAGAUUAAAGGCAUAUACCGGACUCUACCUUUUGACUGUCAGGUCAUACAACCUUGCCGCACCACUCCUCUUAGACAGUCUCUCCACCUUCACCAGUUACGAACUCUGCUCAUACUCAUCCCUCGUCGUAUACUCCGUUCUCGCCGGCUCAGUCUCACUCAAACGUGUUGACUUCAAAUCUAAAGUCGUCGAUGCCCCAGAAAUCAAAGCAAUUCUCGGAGAUGGAGAAGAUAAACUUUUAGCAUUAUCAGGCGCCAUCUCCGCUGGUCCUGGUGCUGAUGAAGAGAUGCAAGAUAUUACAUCGGCAACUCCUACCGCUACUAAAACCGCAGUCAACCUCACCACCCUCGGCACAGGCACAGAUGUCCAAGAAGCAGAGGCAGCACUCGAUUUCUCCCCUCUGGCUCAACUCGUUUCAAGUCUUUACACUGGUAGCUACCGUUCAUUCUUUGGAGCCCUCGCUGCUGUCGAAGUCAACUUCCUUACUCAAGACCGUUACCUCUAUGAGCACCGUGGUUGGUUCGUCAGAGAAAUGCGUUUGAGAGCCUACCAACAACUCCUUCAAAGUUACCGAGUUGUAGGUCUCGAGAGCAUGGCCAAUGAUUUCGGUGUUUCAGUCGAUUUCCUUGAUCGUGAUUUGGCAAAAUUCAUCGCUGCGGACCGUAUCCCAUGUACCAUUGACCGCGUCACUGGCAAAGGUAUUAUCGAAACCAACAGACCCGACGAUAAGAAUAAGCAAUACAAUGAUGUUGUUAAGCAAGGUGAUCAACUUAUCACUAAAUUGCAGAAAUAUGGACAGGCGGUUAGAUUGAGGGGGAGCGAGAGAGCUUAA
Messenger RNA from Botrytis byssoidea, 1470 nucleotides. RefSeq lists its product as uncharacterized. The record is from RefSeq and is a predicted model, not a curated record. Gene Ontology annotation, biological process: proteasome-mediated ubiquitin-dependent protein catabolic process. Gene Ontology annotation, cellular component: proteasome regulatory particle. NCBI's taxonomy places the organism in Eukaryota, Fungi, Ascomycota, Leotiomycetes, Helotiales, Sclerotiniaceae. Bases 1 to 1470 code for a protein of 489 amino acids. The transcript is spliced from 3 exons.